AUGAGUAUUGUGUAUACUCAUGCUCUCAACUACUCUCAAGUUGAAUCAAGGAAGAACAAUGAAAUUGAUUCAAAUAUUGGAUACUCACAAACACAACAAUAUUGUCACCAAAACUCAUUGCUUUCAAGCCUUAUAGACACAAGAAAUGGUUUUAUGAAUGAAGAAACUUUCAGAAAUGAUAAUGAUCAACAUCACAAACAUUAUUCUCCCUCCACAAGUUCAGACAUGGAAACAAUGUUUACAAAUUCUCAACAUUUGUUAGUGAAACAAGAAGAGAAUGACCCUUUUUCACAAGGAAUACAAUACAAUGGUUACUCUAAUGAAUCUCCAAGUCAGAUGAUUUACCAAACUCACCAGAAUCAUGCAUUGCUUAAUGAUUUUGAGGCUUCAUUUAGUGCUGUGAGUUCCUUGGAUUCAGAGAAUUAUGACACAGAAACUAAAAUAGCUUCUUCUAUGAAUUGCUCCAAUCUCAUUAGGCACAACAGUUCACCUGCUGAGUUUUUCUCCAAUUAUUCACUUCAUAACGGUAUUGGAACUAAAAACAUUGGAAAUGAUAAUGCUAGCACUAAAUCUUACAUGCCUAACUUCAUCAAUGACUAUUGGGCUACUUCUACAUUCACUGCCCCUAAAACGUCCAUUAAUAAUGGUCAAAUCUUCUUUUCCACUUCAAAUACUUUGGAAACUCAGGAUUUAGACUUUGGAUACCAAAAACAUGGUUUGAGGCACCAAUUGAGUCUUCCAAGCUCUUCUACAAAGAUGACUAGUAUGGACAAGUAUUUUCACAUUCAAGGAUCUGUUCCAUGUAAAAUUCGCGCCAAAAGAGGCUUUGCCACCCACCCAAGAAGCAUUGCAGAGAGGGAAAGAAGAAUAAGAAUUAGUGCAAGAAUCAAGAAAUUGCAAGAACUUUUCCCAAAUUCAGAUAAGCAAACAAGUACAGCUGAUAUGUUGGAUGUAGCAGUUGACUACAUUAAAGACCUCAGGAAACAACUUAAGAUAUUAUCAGACACUAAGGCAAAGUGCAGCUGUACAAGUAAUUAG
Vicia faba (fava bean) is the source of this 1038-nucleotide messenger RNA. The record is from the annotation of a GenBank genome assembly. Lineage: Eukaryota; Viridiplantae; Streptophyta; Magnoliopsida; Fabales; Fabaceae.